Symbiodinium necroappetens is the source of this 2211-nucleotide messenger RNA. Lineage: Eukaryota; Dinophyceae; Suessiales; Symbiodiniaceae. The record is from the annotation of a GenBank genome assembly.
AUGAAUGUGGGCAUUCCCAGCAAUCGGCGGUCAGGGCAGCCCGGGCAAAAUGCUGGCCUUGCACGCCCGAGAUCACCUGAGACAAAGACUGGCGCCAACAGAGCUCGGUCCCCAGCAUUGGGCAAGUCUUCUGCCCCAAAUCCUAGUGGUCCGGGAGCGAGGACAUCCAUAGCCUCGGGUGGACCUGUCGGGUCAGGGUCCUUGGGCAAGAGCGCGCAGCCUACUGUUCGCCGAGUGACAUCCUCCACUGUCGAAGAGAUUCGUCGCAUUGAUGCCAACAGGGAACAGAGGCGACGACAGGCAGAAGAGGUGCGACGCAGUCGACAGGAGGAGGCAGCACUUCUGGGCGCCCAGUGUGGAGGACAUGUGCCGGACAUCGAUUUUCAUCGAAUGAUCCAGAACUACCGCCAGCAGUGCCCUCAACCAGUACAUUUUGAGCCACUAGAUCCAGCUGCCCCUGAUGGUGUCCUUGUGUGUGUGCGGAAGCGGCCCAUCAUGCAGCAUGAAGUGACAAAUUCGGAAUUGGAUUGUGUCACAGCCUGCAAUCCUUGUGCUGUGGUCCACGAGACAAAACUGAAAGUGGAUGGUAUUACGAAGUGCCUCGAGUCCCAUCAGUUCGAAUUUGACAGAGUCUUCGACGAAGAAUGUACGACUGAGGAUGUGUACACAACAGUGGCAUCGCCCGUCGUACCAUGGGUUCUGGCAAAGGGUGGUCGUGCCACACUGUUUGCUUAUGGACAAACGGGGUCAGGCAAGACUUUCACAAUGACUGGCAUUCAACGUUUGCUCACUGAGCAGCUCUUUGAGCAUGUCCGGCGCAGUUCCGCUUUGGAUUUGACGGUGUCGAUUUCAUUCUUCGAAAUCUAUGGUGGGAGGCCAUAUGACCUAUUGAACAACAGACAGCGCUUGGAGACUUUAGAGGAUGCGAAUAAUGAGGUCCAGAUUGCAGGUCUCGUCGAGCGGGGCACCGCAAACCCACAAGAGAUGCAGCAGUGCAUCGACUUGGGAAACUCCCUCCGAACCACUCAGGGCACUGCAAUCAAUCGAGACUCAUCACGCUCCCAUGCUAUUUGUGUUGUUUUUCUCCGGAAGACGGGUGGAGGAAGCAUUCACGGCAAAGUCACUUUGGUUGACCUGGCCGGGUCUGAGCGAGCAGCAGACUCCAAGUCUAGCAUCCGUCAGAGACGAGUUGAGGGCGCCCAAAUCAACAAGUCAUUGCUAGCACUCAAGGAGUGCAUCCGUGCCAUGGGUGAUCGGCGGGAGGCACAUGUACCCUUCAGAGCUUCCAAGCUGACGUUGGUGCUGCGUGAUGCUUUUAUAUCACGUGGCCCGGCCAAGACCAUUAUGAUCGCCUGCAUUUCGCCAGGCAUGGCUUCGGCUGACCAUAGUGUGAAUACCCUCCGCUACAGUGAUCGGUUGAAAGAGCACCCACGCAGCGGUAAAACAGUUGAGGACGGCGACUCUGCAGCAGGACGCCGCUUGUCCACAGGAAUUCGCACCCAAAGUCCAGACCGCAAGCUUCAGUCGCAGCGGCGAAGUCCAUCGCCGACGAAGCUCGAGCGUGGAGCUAUUGCCGGCGCUCGGCAAAGACCGAACAGCGGAACAGUUCCCGAUUUGUCCAAGGACGAAGUAUUUGAUUUGCAUUCUGAAGAGGAGCUCUUAGACGAAGACGAAGAGUACGAGGACAAGCCUCCAGCUCCAAGCCAAGGAGGUCCUGCAGUCCCCGGCGGCCCCUCGGCACUUGCACCUGCAUCGCAGGUUUUCCCAUCGCAGGCUUGGGCAGAGUCCCGGCAUUGGGAAGAUCGCAUUGUGACACAGCACAUGCAUGCAUUGCAAGAGGAUGCUCGACUUCUAACAAAGGAGAGCGAGCUGUUAUCACAAGUUCAACAAGGCGCUGCUUAUGACCUCGAAUGGUAUGCCCUUGAGGUAGACAAAAUUGUCAGAAGAAAGGUUGAGGUUUAUAUGAAUCUGAUGGAAGACCUGGCAGUUUUCAAGGCGCAGCUAAAGCGCGACGAGACGCACCAGGCAGCACCCAGACGGCUUAGCAGAGCUGAUGCCCGGGCAGAAGGUCCACAGCCAGCGCCAUCUACUCUGAACGUUCCCCAGACAUCACCACGCUUGCAAGCCGCCAUGGAUGGCAACCCAUGUCCACAGCGCACGCCACGAACACCUCGGCUUCAUGCAGGUGAGCUACCUACUGAUGUACGGUGA